Molecule: messenger RNA, 870 nt
Organism: Penicillium paradoxum
Lineage: Eukaryota; Fungi; Ascomycota; Eurotiomycetes; Eurotiales; Aspergillaceae
Product: RNA-binding signal recognition particle subunit SEC65
Exons: 2
Coding region: 1-870 (289 amino acids)
Biological process (GO): SRP-dependent cotranslational protein targeting to membrane, signal sequence recognition; SRP-dependent cotranslational protein targeting to membrane
Cellular component (GO): signal recognition particle, endoplasmic reticulum targeting
Molecular function (GO): 7S RNA binding
Source: RefSeq, a predicted model, not a curated record
AUGUCGCGUCGCGCUCAAAUUGAAGAAGUCUCUGACUCUGACCCUGAAGAGGUCGCCCCAUCCUAUGACUCUGACGAGGAACUCCCCCGCAAUGCCAUUAUCGCACCUGUCAAUGUUCCGACCAGGGCUGCACCUCAACCCCAACAACAACAGACCCCUAUGCCAUCAAUGCCAGUCCCUGAGCCUCAGCGCGAGAUCCCUCGACACUUUUCAUGCCUAUACCCUGUGUAUUUCGAUAAGACUCGAUCGCGCGCCGAGGGCCGCAAAGUAGGUGCGGAGCUGGCAGUGGAAAACCCUCUUGCCAGAGAUAUCGUCGAUGCUGUCCAGCUGCUUGGCUUGAAUGCAGGACUAGAGCCUGAGAAGCUGCAUCCUAAGGAUUGGGCGAAUCCCGGCCGUGUGCGUGUGCAGGUCAAGAACGAGAACGGCCAAUUGGCCAACCCCAAGAUCAAAAACAAGCAUCACCUUUAUAUUCUUGUCGCACAGUACUUGAAAGCAAACCCCACUACCGAACAAUCACCCUACCGGCUACGAAUCCGUGGCCUGCCCAUGCCCGAGAAACUUCCAGCAGCUCCUCCUGCCCCGCGGGGUUGGAAGAUCGGGAAAGUCUUGCCAAUCCAUUCGCCCGCCUAUAGCGGUGGCGGUGUCAGUGACAACCCCCUCAAGGACGCGAUGGCCGAGAUGCAGGGCAUGCAGGGUAUGGAGGGAAUGCCUAACAUGUCAGAAAUGAUGAGCCAAAUGGGUGGGAUGGGCGGACUGAGCAAUAUGCUUGGUAGUUUGGGCGGCUUGGGUGGAAUGGGCGGAAUGGGCGGCGAGCCCUCAGGGGGUGCCGUGGAAAAGAAAAAGAAGGAAAAGAAGAAGGGCAAGGCGUGA